This is a messenger RNA of Thlaspi arvense, 540 nucleotides long. Lineage: Eukaryota; Viridiplantae; Streptophyta; Magnoliopsida; Brassicales; Brassicaceae. The record is from the annotation of a GenBank genome assembly.
AUGGUAGCCGCAUCAGCCAAUCUCGCGGCGAACCUGACAUCAUCGUCGUCGUCGCUAAUUGCGAAUCGGCCAUUCUCUUUCUCCAUGCUAAGCGGAAUCAGAAACUCUUUCAUAUUACCCCUGAGGACACGUGUAAAGCCCACACCUCUCCGACUCGCGUCGUGGCCACCACACGGCUCUUCGGUUAGGGCCACGUCAUCGUCUUCUUCUCCGUCGUCGCUGGAGGAGACCGUUAAAACGACGGUGGCAGAUAACCCUGUCGUUGUCUACUCCAAAAGCUGGUGCUCGUACUCCUCGGAAGUGAAGACGUUGUUCAAGAGGCUUCAAGUGAAUCCACUUGUCGUUGAAUUGGAUGAACUUGGUACACAAGGGUCGCAGCUGCAAAAUGUGCUGGAGAGACUUACCGGACAAUACACUGUUCCCAAUGUUUUCAUCGGAGGCAAGCACAUUGGUGGCUGCUCAGAUACAUUGCAGCUGUACAAUAAAGGAGAGCUAGAGACAAUGUUAGCUGCAGCCAAAGGCAAAACCGGUCAGCCUUGA